Dimorphilus gyrociliatus is the source of this 1023-nucleotide messenger RNA. Lineage: Eukaryota; Metazoa; Annelida; Polychaeta; Dinophilidae. The record is from the annotation of a GenBank genome assembly.
ACAAUAUAGGAGAAAGACACAUCUUGGAUUUUCCAAUUCUAUAUAAAAGUAGUUUCCAUUUUACUAUACUAGUAAAUGAAUUAUAUUAAAUAGAUUCUUUCUUUGCGGGAAUUAUAAAAGUGUUCUUUAAUUAUAUUACAUAAGAAUAUUGAAGAUAUAUAAACAGAAAUAUCUAUAAAAGCCUUCAACGGAGAGUGUCCUCAAACAUAUUCAAACAUGAGUCGAUAUGAUAGAGAACUUGUGACUGUAAAGAAGAGUCAGUUAAAAAAAUUCUAUGUUGAUUACAUUAAUCAAAAAUGUAUUGCUAAGCACACUAAAGAGUUGAAUACCGGAUUAAUGCAACUUUACAAAUCUACUCAGCAGUUGCAACAUAAUUUUAAAGAAGCCAUUUCCCUCUGUCAAUUUCAGAAUGCAAUUAUUUGUGAUCUUAUGUACAAAUUGAUAGAAAGUGGAACUAUUGAGGAGAAUUCCUUUAUUUCAGGGAUAGAGUGGAACAAGUCUGAAAACAAUGAUUACAAGGUAAUGAAGAAAAAGGCUGAAAAUGUUAAAGAUUUUUUAUUAUCUGUUCAAGAUUUUGGAAAUGAAACUAGAAUACAAAAAUUAGAAGAAGAACGAGACAAACUUAAGGGUCUGGUAGAAUCUUAUGAUGAAAAAUAUAAAGCGCUAGGAGAUCGUCUAGUGUCAAUGCAAAGGGAUUAUAUAAUAUUAUCAAACCAACUGGACGAGAAGAAAAAUUUGUUGGAAGCCUUCAAUAAAAAGCUGAAAGGAUUACAGGAUGAAACGCAACCUAACGAGUCACUUUCUCCGAAAGCUACCGGAAAGAUAAAUGUGCAGGAAGUAAACGUUAGAGGAGGGGCUGUCCUCGAAUUGCUAUCGCCAAACAAGCUGAGAGAAGAUCCUGAAGGUACAGAUAAGAUGAUUUCGUGUGCUUAUUGUCACCACUCCCACCCUUUGAAUGAUUAUACGAAACAUAGUGAAACAUGUCCAAAGAGGAGAACAUUAGUGAAAAAUUUAAACAAGUAG